Anopheles arabiensis is the source of this 776-nucleotide messenger RNA. RefSeq names its product cuticle protein 7-like. The coding region runs from base 35 to 691 and encodes 218 amino acids. The transcript has 2 exons. The record is from RefSeq and is a predicted model, not a curated record. Gene Ontology annotation, cellular component: extracellular matrix. NCBI's taxonomy places the organism in Eukaryota, Metazoa, Arthropoda, Insecta, Diptera, Culicidae.
UGAACCUCAACCAGUAAACAAUCCCGCUCCAAUAAUGGCGUUCAAAUUCGUUCUGCUCGCUACUCUGGUAGCUGCCGCCAGCGCUGGUCUGCUUCCUGUGGCUCAUCAUGGAUCGAUCGCUACGUCGCACUCCACCAUCCAGCACCAUGCUGCUCCCGCUAUCCAUCAUGUCGGAUCGGUCCACGCCACCCCGGCUAUCUACCAGCACUCGGCCCCGGCUAUCUACCAGCAGUCGGCCCCGGCUAUCGUCAAGACCAUUGCUCAGCCCACGAUCAUCAAGUCGGUAGAGCACCACGCUCCGGCCAACUACGAGUUCUCGUACUCCGUCCAUGACGAGCACACCGGAGACAUCAAGAGCCAGCACGAAACUCGCCACGGAGACGAAGUCCACGGACAGUACUCGCUGUUGGACUCCGACGGUCACCAGCGCAUCGUCGACUACCAUGCUGAUCAUCACACCGGAUUCAACGCCGUCGUGCGCCGUGAGCCCUCGGCUUUGAAGAUCGCUCAGCCCGUGCACAAGGUGAUCGCCCAGCCCGUGCAUGUGUCCAGCUAUGCCCAUGCUCCAGUAGCUCACGCCACUGUCCAGCACCACCAUGCUGCCCCGAUCGCGCACUACUCCGCACCGAUCGCGCACUCAACCUCCAGCAUCGUCCAUGGACCGAGCCAUCUGAGCCAUCAUCAUUACUAAGAAUCAUUCUCGUGGUGUAGUAAGGACUUCAGUUACAAAACAGAUAGUUUAUAAAAGCAUAAAUAAAAAGCGAUUAAAAAUUAUA